GGGAAUAUCCCUGGUAACGUUCACGCGGUGAUUAUCUCAUCUUUAAAAGGAGAAACCCAGACUACUGUUUUUUUUUUUCCCGUUUCCAGCCUCCUCUAAUACUUCAUAAUUAUUUACACGAAUACUUCGCCAUGGAUCAAUUAUCAAUGGCAGGAGAGUUGGCUGGGCUUAUAAAGGAUAACUUGCCUUGCAAACAUCUUAUUCUUUCAGCCGAAGAGACAUUUGUUGAGUUCCUUGGACCAUCCUCCAGUUUAGAAGAUACAUUGGAGCUUGAGCCUAUGGUGUCCUACCAUCGAAUGCUUCUUCAUAGGCUUGCUGAUAUAUUUGGUUUGGUUCAUGAAUCUGUUGGAGAAGGUGAUGACCGUCAUCUUAUUGUAGAACGAUGCGAGGAUUCCUCUAUACCUGCGGUCUUGGUGAGUGAUAUUUUGGAGUGGCAAUAUGGAGAAACACAAAGUCAACAAGCUGCUUGUCAGUUACUUAAGCGGAAAAUAGCAUUACCAGAUUUGCAGCAGAAGCAGAUAGCUAAUCAAUUGCCUUCCAUAUCUUUUGAAGAGCGGGAAGCUGCCUACCUUGCUGCACGUGAACGGAUAUUUUCUCUAAGUUCAUGUGAAGAAAAUGGUGAGCAGAAGGAGCAGGCAACUCCUAGGCCUAGAACUGUACCAGUAGUUGCUCGCAGAAUGAUUGCUCAUGCUUUAGGCAAGAGGAUAAUGGUAGAUGCAUCUUGUGAGAAACCUGAUAUACCUAAGAUUAUAGAGGCUCCACAAGUGGACGAGAAGACACUGGAAAAAUUCUUGAAUGGUGCAUUGCCCCAAGUUCAAGUUCAGCACGCUGUGAGGGCUAGUUCAGAAGAGUCACCUGCCGCAGCUGUUAAAAUAAUGAUAAACAACUACUUAAAUGGAGAUGUUUCAUGCACAUAUGGGAAGGUGGAUACAAAAGUUACACCUGCAGAUAUGAAAACAGUGCAGAGAAACCCUGGUGAUUUGCCACAUGUUGUUGGUGCUCCACAUUUCACAAAAGAUGGAUCAGAAAACCCUCCUGUUAUAGAAGCAGAAAGAGUGCCAGUUAAAAUGUUGAAUUCAAAAAUUCUUUGCAUGGAUGAUAAAAUGACAGAUAAGAGCUUGAUUUCAGAAAAACCUUUUCUAGAUGAGAAACUGCCAGACAAAAGCUGGAUUAAUACAUCAGAAGUUACAACUGGGGUUCAGCAGCCGGUAAAGGCUAGUUUAGGACAUAUGCCUGCAGCAGCAGCUAAGAGGAUGUUUGCACAGGCUCUUGGGCUUCCUUUAGCAAAUGGUCCUUUGAAGAGUACCAUAGAAUCAACAUCAAGGCUUGGAAUUGGAAGUAGCAAUGCUUCUGAAACAGAAACUUUUCAGGAUGAUACUUCAUACCAGAAUGCCCCACAGUUUAAAGUUAGUGUUGAACAAGAUAGAAACAAGUCGUCAGCAUCCAAGGUGAAGCCUGAACAAGUGCAUCAAUCAAGGGUUGAGGCGGAGCCUCCUUCAACAAGUGAAUCGCAAGGAACAAAUUCUCAGAAUCAUUUACUAACAGGGCGGAUCCAUAAUAAACACAUUCCUGGGAGAGCUGCUCAAAGGCUUUUUGCACAAGCUCUUGGGAUUCAGAGCACUAGUUCAACUUGCAUGGAAGGCAACCGGUCUAGAAACUCAUCAUUUACAUCUACAGCUUUAAGGGGUCUUCCAGCAGGACAUAAGCCAGGAGCUAGUUCUGGCCCCUCUAAUGCAAUACACAAUUCAUUGGCAUCUGAUUCAGGUACGACUAGAACAUCUAAUGAUGAGUGUCAAAACUCUGAUACCAAUCCAAAUAAUUUUCUUUCUCAGUCGGGUGAUCAAGAUGAGGAAAGUAAUUCAGAAGCAACGAUUCAUGUUGGUUUGAACUCUUCUGAACCUUGUGAAAAUAUUGAUCCAGAAAGGCAUACUCUUGGAUCAUCUCUGAAGCAAUUGGGAGAUGAGAGGGUUUUUGCUAGCUCUGUAAGCUACAAGGGCAGAAAAAAUAUUCGAGUCAACACAAAUAACACUAACCCUAAAACCUCUGGUAGGGCCAGACACACGAAUAAUUCUGGACCUAUCAAGACAAAACAUUCUAAUUAUAGGAUUGCAAGCACAUGUUCUGCAGAUGAAACAGGUAUGAUUUCAUUGUAGGCAGCUUGCAGAUCACUUUUUCAGUGAUUUAAUCUGUAUUUUUAGCCUGUAGGAGUGUACUCUAAAAGUAUCUUUGAUGUUGGGAUGCUUCCAAAGCUUCUUUCAUCAUCUAUCAUAAAUGCAAUUCAAUAUACAUAAA
Messenger RNA from Cryptomeria japonica (Japanese cedar), 2292 nucleotides. RefSeq lists its product as uncharacterized. Gene Ontology annotation, molecular function: nucleic acid binding. The record is from RefSeq and is a predicted model, not a curated record. Bases 132 to 2153 code for a protein of 673 amino acids. The transcript has 6 exons. Lineage: Eukaryota; Viridiplantae; Streptophyta; Pinopsida; Cupressales; Cupressaceae.